Messenger RNA from Phragmites australis (common reed), 1665 nucleotides. RefSeq lists its product as uncharacterized. Lineage: Eukaryota; Viridiplantae; Streptophyta; Magnoliopsida; Poales; Poaceae. The record is from RefSeq and is a predicted model, not a curated record. Bases 63 to 1412 code for a protein of 449 amino acids. Gene Ontology annotation, biological process: mitotic intra-S DNA damage checkpoint signaling; cellular response to ionizing radiation; DNA replication checkpoint signaling. The transcript is spliced from 9 exons. Gene Ontology annotation, cellular component: checkpoint clamp complex.
CCGAACCCAAACCAGACCAGACCACGACGAGAGGGGAGCAGACGGCGGCGGCGGCGGCGGCCAUGGAGCUGUCGAUGAGCGGCGGCUCGCUGCGGACAUUCGCCCGGUGCGUGACCUGCCUCGCGCGCGUCGGCUCCGAGCUCGUCCUCCAGGCCCACCCUGCUAAGCUGGAGCUGCACACGCUGAACAGCUCGCGGUCAGCGUACGCGUCCGUCUCCCUCGCGCGCGGCUUCUUCGACCAGUUCCACCACUCCCCGGGCUCCUCCGGCCCCGCAGCUUCGGCGCCGUCGUCCACGCCGCUCCAAUGCAGCGUCCUCCUCAAGUCUGUGCUCUCUGUCCUCCGCACGCCGCCCGCCGCGCUCGACCAUGUCGCCGUCUCCCUCCCGCACCCCGACGCGCCCAAGCUCCAGAUCACCCUCCACUGCCUCAACGGCAUGAGGAAGACGUACUGGAUCGCGUGCAACGCGGAGGCCGAGGUGCAGACGCUGGCGCUCGACCGGGGCCGGUUCCCUAGCCAUCUCGCCAUCCGGCCGCGGGACCUCGCGCGCCUGCUCUCCAACUUCCAGAUCUCGCUGCAGGAGCUCACUGUCAUUGCCACCGAACCCGCUGCAGGGCUGCCUGAUGCCGGCGGGGACGUGGGGGGAAAGGCAGUCGAGCUCCGGAGCUACAACGACCCGACAAAAGAUGACUGCGACACGAGGCUACACACGCAACUAUGGAUCGACCCUGCAGAAGAGUUCGUGGAGUAUGUACAUACUGGUGAUCCGGUGGAUGUCACCUUUGGGGUAAAAGAACUUAAGGCUUUUUUGACAUUUUGUGAAGGAUGUGAGGUUGACAUUCUCCUAUUGUUUGAGAAGGCUGGCGAACCUGUUCUGUUGGUUCCAAGAUUCGGAUCGGAUGAUGGAUCAUCUUCUGAUUUUGAUGCUACUCUAGUUCUUGCCACUAUGCUUGUGUCACAACUAACUGACAACAAUGUUGCCCAGCAGCCAGCUACUUCAGCACAGCAUGCAGAAGAACCAAGGGCUGCUGCUACACCAUCACCAGUUCCUGAAAAUUUCUCGAACCAUACUAAAAUAUGGUCAGAGCUCUCAGGUAGUGCUCCCAAAAGCUUUGAAGCUAACAGAGAAAUACAUGCCCAGAAGGAGAGAAAUGCAAGUGCUAGUCUGCUGAAUCACACAUCAAUGCUGCCCAGGGUUAUAAAUGCUCCCUGCAAGCCACCAGUCGCAGAUUAUGCAAAAAAUAUAAUGCAGCCUUUGCAAAUGGAUCACUUGGAAGAACAUCCUGAAGUUAUCAGUGCUACCACUCGGUCCCAGCAUCACCCGAGCAAUUGGGUAGGUGCUGAUGAUAAUGAUGAUGACAAUGAAGAAGAUGAGGAGCUUUUAGUCCAAACAACACCUCACUAUAUGGACUAAGGAUAAAUGCUGAUUCUGAAAUAUGUAGGUACAUUUCAGCGUCGCGCGUUGUGGACGAAUUAGGAACUAGUUGACGGUUUGUUUGCUCUUAGUUCUUGUAGGCAAGGAGUUUACUAUUUCGAGUAAUUUUCCCAGUCAUGUAACACAGUAACUAGUUUUAACUAUGUAUUCAGUGUGAGUUCCAUAUUUUUUCAUAACAUAGAGAUAUAUUACAGGUGACUUGUUCUCAUUCGCGUAAGUGGCUCGCUUAUUA